AUCAAUAACAAUGAAAUAAAAUGAUCUGGAUGGCCGGAUCCGGCCCCUGGGCCUUGACGUUGGCACACGUGGUCUAUACAUUUACACAUGGUUUUCUGAAUUGGGGUCAACCUAGCCUCAAAUAUUAAAGUGUACUCAUGUUCAAUCUGUUGUAUAUCAUAGGAAUGAGAUUUAUUUUCUUCCCUCUUUUCUCCUUCAGAAUCGACUUGAAUGACGUUGAUCAUGUUAACGGUUGAAAAGUUACAUUAUGUUAAAAAUGUGUUCUCAGACGACACCUCAGGCAGUAAAGGGUUAAAAACAGGCUAAUUCUGUUGAAUUUGGUCACUGAUUUUAAAAUAUAAAAACUGAAGCACCGUUCUGUAUCUCCAGAGAGAUACUUUCCAUUGGAUCUCUCACAGCUGAAUGUUUACUGUACAGGAGGACAGUUUCCCAUGAGCCUCUUGUGUUGUCCCUCUGCUCUGGUUUGACUGUGGAUCUCUUAACGAGAUUAUCUAUUCUCAGGACAGAAGAAAGGCAGAGGAAGCAGUGAACCCACAACACGCUGGUUCAUUUCAUCUGAAAGGAAAGGGCUGCCUCUCAUGAAGAGUAUUUGAAGUAUUUCUUUGUCCUGCACGGCUUUCUUUGGAGUUUCUGGUGUGACCGGUGGAUGACGCACUGAUGAGCCUUAAGGCUGACACAGAGACAAGGCGCCACAAGCUGUCCAUUGAGCCAGACAGUGAUGACAGCGAAGAAGAUGGAAGCAGAGAAGGGACGCCGCUAUCAGGCUGGAAUGAGCUGUCCAUCAUAGAGCGAGUCGGCCUCAACAGUGUGGACAUGUCAGAGAAGGAUCUGGAGGUGGCGUUUUCUCAGAUCGCUCUGGCCUUCCGCUGUGAUCAGUACACGCUUAAGCAGAGGCUUCAGGCCGAGGAGCAUGCACGCAACCUGGCAGAGGAGAACAUUCAGCUUGAGCUGAGCAGAGGGAGGGAGACCCUGGAGAUGCUGAAGGGCCUCUGCCUGGACAGCAAACGCAGCACCAUCCUGCAGAAGCUGCAGUUGUCUCUGGACAUACUUGGGGGGACAGUGGAGCGAAUCUCCAACACGGCAGAGGUGCUCGGUGCUGUGCACCAGGAGGCUCGGAUGAGUCGCGCAGUGGAGCUCAUGGUGGCUCAUGUGGAGAGCCUGAGGAGGCGUCAUGACAAAAACGUAGCAGAACUGGAAGAAAUGAAGAAGAUGAUGCAGCAGCAUCCAAGCUCCUACAGAAAUAGCAUCAAUCCGGCCACAUCCCCAGGUUGUUUUUUGUGUAUUUUUAUUUAUUUGCAUUGGUCUGUUGCACAUUCUGACUCUGGCCUUCUUGUUGCAGAGCCAGAAGAAUGCGACAUAAUGAAAAACUCCAAACAAGGUGUUUUACGUCGGCGAAUCAGUGCAUCAAUCAUGUCCUGCCAGAGUCAGGAGAAGAAGAAAAAAGACCCAAGAAAGCGAGGCUUCUCUGGUAAGAAGCUGACUCCUUCAUGCUCGUCUCCAUCCCUGAUGCUGGAGUCCGGCCGUAUCACUAAAGACGACAGGCAACCUAAUCAAGAUCUUCCAGAAGCAUCAGCUCCUGAGCCCGCUCUGGAACCCCCUCCAACCCCCAAACCAGAGGUCCCCCAACCAGAACAAGUGAUCCCCAAAACGACACAGAGCAAAAAUGUGGCCCUGGAUUCUUUACGCCUCAGACACAAGGGCAAAGACGAUCGGCCAAUCAGAGGAAGGGAAAAGAAAUCUCCCAGCAUCCUCAGACAAAUCUCCAUGUAUGGAUCCCUGUGCUGGCAACACCCCCUGGCUCUCAGGCUGUAUCGAUGCAGAUGGACGCAUCCGUGUUUGAACGUGCUCGUGCUUUUCUGCGUCGUGAUGACAAUUCUUUUCUUGUGGAAGCUUUUUGAUGGAGAUCCGUGAUAAGAUGUUCUUCUGCAAAAGAUGUCUGUGGAUGUUUUCUCCUUUGUGCACGAUGAUGAAAACACGAGGAUGCAAUACUUCUGA
This is a messenger RNA of Oryzias melastigma (Indian medaka), 1995 nucleotides long. It is a transcript of the gene irag3a, whose product is annotated as inositol 1,4,5-triphosphate receptor associated 2. NCBI's taxonomy places the organism in Eukaryota, Metazoa, Chordata, Actinopteri, Beloniformes, Adrianichthyidae. The transcript has 12 exons. Gene Ontology annotation, cellular component: endoplasmic reticulum membrane. Bases 658 to 1911 code for a protein of 417 amino acids. The record is from RefSeq and is a predicted model, not a curated record.